UUCUACUACAAUUCAUCCAACUCUAGUACCUAGAUCAGCUGACAUUCGUAUUGACAAACACGUCAGACGUUUCAAUUUUAGUAAAAUCUCGAACUGCGAAAGUGAAAUUUCUCAUGUAAUUGUUUAGAAAGUCUUCGAAAAUGGUGUACAUAAGUUCUGAUGGUCAAGUCUACACUCAACAGCCAUGGACGAUGCAAAGAUUCUUCGGACUCUUCACGGGCUUCUUUGCGUUUUUGAUGGCCUUUUUCCGCACGUUGGUUGACCCACUGAUGGCUAUUGGUGACAAUAACAAUUGGUCAAGGGGUUCUGGACGCGGUGAUGCUGGAGGCUUCCGACGUGGGGGCGGUGGAGGUGGUGGCGGCGGCGGUGGCAACGGGGGUGGUCGUCCGGGUGGCGGCGGUGGCGGUGGCCCACGAAUUGGGAGGAUCAUGCGGAUGUCGGACAUUCGAAUUCCCGGAGGCGGCUGCGCUGGUGGAAGCUGCGGGUUGUGAACCAACAUUUUCCAGUCUCAUCUUUUCUGCUGUUUAUUAUUUGUUUAACACUUUAAACUACUGUAAUUAAGAUAACGAUGCCUAGGGGAUGUGCUUUUUGGAUAUUCUAUCAAUUAAAUUCAAUAAAUUACGUAAAUAAAAUAACAAA
Molecule: messenger RNA, 639 nt
Organism: Hermetia illucens (black soldier fly)
Lineage: Eukaryota; Metazoa; Arthropoda; Insecta; Diptera; Stratiomyidae
Product: glycine-rich selenoprotein-like
Exons: 3
Coding region: 141-491 (116 amino acids)
Source: RefSeq, a predicted model, not a curated record